Molecule: messenger RNA, 1112 nt
Organism: Linum tenue
Lineage: Eukaryota; Viridiplantae; Streptophyta; Magnoliopsida; Malpighiales; Linaceae
Source: the annotation of a GenBank genome assembly
AGUAAAGGGAUUGAUAAGUAAAACAUGUACAUGGUAUUGGCUUGGCAGAGCGUUUUGCGCGGAUUUGGUUUAUUAUUAUGAGUUCUUAGGAUUAGGUGGGUCAGUUGGAGAUGUCAGUGUGGGAUGGCCUAGACAGUGAAGAAGAAAAACUGUUAAGGGAUGGUGAAGUAGAUGUGGGUUACAUUAGAGUAUGAUUACAAGGGUGGUCCUGGAUGGAGGAGACACAUGACAUACUGCAAUUGUACUGCCUUCCAUCGAAAUUUUGUUUUAUAUUCUUAGCCAGGUAUGUUGCAGGGAGAGUAGUUGUUUAUUUACUACAUUUAUUUAGCUCAACUGGUUACCUGUGUAGAUAUACAUAUUUAUAUACAUUAUUAUUUGGUUUCUGUGUGUACUUACAUAGAUUUUAAUGCUGAUGAGUGUAUGUGUGGAGGUGUUGAACCUUAUCUCGACAAUACUAAUUUGAUGAAGAAAUCCAGUCGAUACCCAGACCCAGACCAAGACUCAGCAGCAAGUAAAUGUAACGUUUGCCAGAUUGUGCAGUUUGAUCAGUUCAAAGCUAGACAGUGGACUUUCAGCUUGCUCUUAUCCACUCAUUCCCAACUUCGAGGCACCAACAGUAUAAGGCCUUGUCGUUACCGCUGGGAAUGCAGUAAGUUCUGUUGCGAAAAGGGUGGAAGCGACAGGACAGUUCGAUGCUAUGUCAAGGGAGGACUGCAGGUUCUGGGCAGUGAUAAGGAGAACAAGCAUUCUGAAUCUCAUCCAUGUGGUAGAAUGGAGAUAGGAAGAAGCGUCUCACCAAAUUUUCAGGGCAAAAUGAACCCCAAAUUUUCAGGUUUUGGACUCAACUGGAAGCAAUCAGGUUAUUUCCUUCACUGCAACAAUUUCAUAACUAAUUAAUGUAUGAAUUUAUAUGAAAUCAGUCUCGCGCUCUUUUGGCAAUUAAUCAAACUGGUAGGGGACUGAAAUUUAUGGGAAAACAGAGGAGCGGUUACCUUGAGAAUGAGAUAGGAAUUGAACCAGGACCUCGUCGGUGGAAGGGAGGAGGCGGCGGAGGAAAGUGGGCUCGAGGUAGAUGAUGCUACUCACGGCAAUAAUUGCCGCAGUGAUGGGAG